Messenger RNA from Aspergillus oryzae RIB40, 426 nucleotides. RefSeq lists its product as uncharacterized. The record is from RefSeq and is a predicted model, not a curated record. The transcript has a single exon. Bases 1 to 426 code for a protein of 141 amino acids. NCBI's taxonomy places the organism in Eukaryota, Fungi, Ascomycota, Eurotiomycetes, Eurotiales, Aspergillaceae.
AUGCGGGAUCCACCAGUCUCAUCCUCUGACUACGCCAGCAACUCUACAUACUUCCAAGAUGAGAAGGACCGUCUCGCCUUUGAGACGACCUCUAACCGGAAUCACAAUCCCGAAGACCUGACUUCGGAGGUCUCGUCCGCUAUCUCUUUCCCUAGUAGUUACGGGAAUACCUCUACGGCAACGAGGGACACUCCGCCGCCGCCGUAUUCGUCUCGCGGCGUCUCUCCUGCGCCGUCGAGGUCUAUGUCGAUAUCCUCGUCUGGGUAUCCGCUGCCACCACAGCAGGUAGCUAUGAUGCAAAUUGCGCAGCCGCGACCUGUAUUCCAAAGAGCGGACAAUUUGGUCCGGAAUGUCUUGUCGCGACGAAGUUUCGAUGAACAGCAUGAGCCUGGGAGGCUGCGGAGGUUCUCUUGGGAGAGCCAAUAG